Messenger RNA from Dicentrarchus labrax (European seabass), 7491 nucleotides. It is a transcript of the gene ptpn12, whose product is annotated as protein tyrosine phosphatase non-receptor type 12. The record is from RefSeq and is a predicted model, not a curated record. Gene Ontology annotation, molecular function: non-membrane spanning protein tyrosine phosphatase activity. The coding region runs from base 601 to 2793 and encodes 730 amino acids. Gene Ontology annotation, biological process: peptidyl-tyrosine dephosphorylation. The transcript has 15 exons. Gene Ontology annotation, cellular component: nucleus; cytoplasm. Lineage: Eukaryota; Metazoa; Chordata; Actinopteri; Moronidae.
UAGCGAAUACCGAGCAGCAGUGUGUGAAUGUGGCAACCGAGGUAGACAGGGAGGGGUAGAUAGACUGACCAGACCAAAGGGGUAUUUUUUUUUUAUUUUUUAUUUUUUUUUAUACAAAUCCCUUUUGUCUUUAUUGUUCUUUUUUUCUGUCGUGCAGAAGCGAGUGUUUACAGUCUUAUGUUAGGCCACCGCGGUGAAGUUGUGUGUGGAGCAGAAAACCCGGCCGCCGCUGCUUUUCUUUGGGACUAACCAUUGCCGUUGUGAAAACAGCCCAAGAAGAAAAGAAGGAAAGGGAGAAACAACAUGGGGCGAUAAUAGAAAAAAAAACAAAAAACCAGAGAGAGAAGGUGUUGUGUUGUGAACCGACGAUGACUCUCUGGGAGGAUCCGUGAAGCUUAUUUAUUUUUAUUUAUUCCCCCUCCUCUUCCCUUUCCCUUGUGUCCUAUUUUGUGUGUAUAUAUAUAUCUAUAUAUAUAGAGAUAUAUAUAUAAAUAUUUUACAUUUUAUCCCCCUCUUUUGCUGCUUUGGGGGGUUAUUUUACACACAAAAAACUCAAAACAAACAAGGCAUACGGGAUACGAGGACUAAGAGGACUAAAGGAUGGACCAAGCCGGCAUCCUGAGAAAGUUUAUCCAGGGGGUGAAGGCCAUGAGAGAGGGGGACGAGGUGAGGGGAGAGGACAACUUCGGCAGCGACUUUAUGCGGUUACGGCGGUUAUCGACUAAGUACCGGACGGAGAAGAUCUACCCCACCAACGUAGGAGAGAGGGAAGAAAAUGUCAAGAAGAACAGAUAUAAGGAUAUACUGCCGUUUGAUCACAGCAGGGUAAAGCUGACAUUAAAAACGACCAAUCAAGACACAGAUUACGUCAAUGCUAACUUCAUCAAGGGUAUAGAUGGCCCAGAGGCCUACAUUGCAACUCAGGGCCCACUGCCGAACACUGUCAUCGACUUCUGGAGGAUGAACUGGGAGUACAAUGUAGCUGUUAUUGUAAUGGCUUGUCGAGAGUUUGAGAUGGGAAGGAAAAAGUGUGAGCGGUACUUCCCUCUGCACGGGGAGGAGCCCGUGAGUUUUGGCCCUUUCAGAAUCUCAUGUGAAUCAGAGCAGGCCAGAACAGACUACUAUAUCAGGACUUUGACGGUGGAGUAUGAGAAUGAAACUCGGAGGAUAACACAGUUCCAUUAUAUGAACUGGCCUGAUCACGACGUCCCCUCGUCGUUUGACUCCAUACUGGAUAUGAUCGGACUAAUGAGAGAAUACCAAGAGAAUGAUGACGUCCCUAUAUGUAUACACUGCAGUGCAGGCUGUGGGAGGACGGGUGCUAUCUGUGCUAUUGACUACACGUGGAACCUCCUCAAAGCCGGGAAAAUACCAGAAGAUUUUAAUGUUUUUCGGUUGAUCCAAGAGAUGAGGACGCAACGACACUCUGCUGUUCAGACCAAGGAGCAGUACGAGUUAGUUCACAGAGCGAUCGCUCAGCUCUUUGAGAAACAACUGCAUCUACUGGAGAGCCCCACCAACACGCAGAUACACGAUGGCAUGGAUGAAAGCAGUCCAGAUAAAGCAGGCCACCAGUCAGAUGAUGAAAGAUGGGACACACCACCUCCAAAACCUCCCCGCGUACGCAGUUCCCAGGCAGAAGGUGAUGUGAAGGAGGAGAUACUCCAGCCCCCAGAGCCUCACCCUGUACCCCCUAUUCUGACCCCGUCUCCCCCUUCAGCCUUCCCCACUGUCACCAACGUACGGCAGGACAACGACCGCUACCACCCCAAACCUGUCAUACAUGUUCUGGCUACCACACAGGCACAGAAUAAAGAAAUAGACAAGCAGCAGAACCAGUCAGAACCAAGUCCAAACAAGCAGACGAGUCUCUCAGAGCAGAAAGACCAAGAUCUACUAAGUCGAAAGCAGCAGACUCAGGUCUCAAAUCUAGAUCUCAAUGACAACUAUAACAACAAAUUGUCUUCAACUUCGACAAAAUCAGAAUCGGGCCAAAGCCAGACUCCCUCGUCGCCCCUCUCCCCAGCUGUUGAAUGUUCCGGUGCUCCUCGGAUCGAGAGGAAGCUGAGCAUUGAGAUUAAAAAGGUUCCGUUACAGGAAGGACCUCGUAGUUUUGACACUUCCUCCUCCAUGGGGGUAGCGGGCGGAAUAGGCAGCAGUUCGGCCAAUAGCGCGGGAAUGCUGCAAAGAAGCCACGCCUUCAAAACCCGUACCGGCCCAUCCCUGCUCACCUCUAGCUCCUCGCUGUCGGAGGACUCGGGCACGGAGGGAGGAGGAGGAGGAGCCGGAUGCGGGGAGAGUCACGCAGACGGAAGCGUCCUGGCCAGACCGAACCACCUCCCUGUGAAAAGUGAGAAGGGGGAGACACCGGGAGGGGAGAGGAUGGAGGCGAAGGCCGGCCAUGCAGCAUGGGCUCAACCGUGCAACAGCCCAGAAAAACAGUUCCCAAAAACCUCCUCCUCUUCUUCUUCCUCCGACCGUGUAGCCCCAUCCUCGUCCUCCUCCUCCCACCUCUCCUCCUCUACUUCCUCCUCCUCCUCCACUCCUGUUAGGACUGCCCUGAGUUUCACCAACCCCCUGCACUCCGACAACUCGGACGAGGAGGGGGACGGAGAGAUGUCCGGAGGAAAGGAGGGUUAUCGUCCUAAUGCAUCCACGGCGAUGACCAUGGUGACCGCGUCACUUCAUGGCGACCAGCAGCCGGUCCGGAAGGUGUCGCCCAUGUCGAUCGCAGGGCAGAGCUCUCCGUCACCCUCUGCAACCACAACAACUUGUGUGUGUUUGUCUAAGUGAGUGGAUUUGCAAACGGGAGGAAGAGCAAAAGAAACAAAUCCUGUUUUUGUGUGUUUGUGUUUCAGUGCAGUUGUGUGUGUGUGUGUGUUUGUGUGCAGAGAACUGUGUGUGCAUGUUGGAUGGUGAAGGAUCAACACUGCAUGAUACUGAUAAAUACACAUUCGCCAACUCUGUGUGCACGUUGGGUUGAACAGAGCAGUGUCACACUUUUUGUUUGUGCAUCGGUAUGGCCUCACUGUCAUGAUUGCAACGAUGAGAUGUGGUUUCAAUCUUCUGGGGACUGAGAUCAAUCCUCCUUCUAUGUUGAUUUCAAAAUCAUGAGAUUCUGAAAUCUGAUUCUUGCUGCGAUCGGAGCUGAAGGGGAAUGUGGAAUGGUUCGAACUGGACUUGGGCUUAAAGCCGUUUUGAUCUUGAAUGGGUUCAAAGCUUCAUGAAAUAAGACUUAACUGCAUUUUUAAAUAUUUGGAUUUAACUGUGAGAGUGCAUGAUGAGAAUCAAUCUGCCAGAAAAAGAAGUAGUUUAUUGAUGCUGUCCACGAGGGAUAGAGUAAGUUAUGUAGCCCAACACCGAUACUGGUGUGAGGUUGAUAGGGUUAUCUAUAUUUGAGUGUUAGUUUGGUUUAUUUAAGCCAUUUCAAAUUAUACUACUCUUAUACACAUGUAAAUAUUAUCAGUUAAAUCAGAUCAAAUUAUACCGACUGUAACUUAAAAGUUAAGAAAAGUAAACAAACACACAUUAUACAAUUGUCUUGAUGUAAUGGUGACAUUGUUUUUAAAUUACAUCAAACCUUUGUUUAGCAUUUAUGUGCAUUAUCGGUCGACAUAUACACUAAUAUCUAUUAGUAUUAGUAUUCUGACAAUAAGCAAUAUCAACCUGCCCUAUUUAACCGCCAGGCUCUAAUAAAAGAAAACAUUUAAUUAAUGACAGGAAAUGAUUGCAUUAAAAUCCUUGAUGAUUUUUAGUGGUCAGUGACCGCAUCUUACCUGACUUCAGUCCCAUCUGAGCUGUCCUGUUACUGUAAACACCUAACACGCUGCUGUUAAAAUGAUGUAAAGGAAAUGAUCUUAAGCAUAAUUUGUUAAAUGUGUAGAAUUAGACACAUCCAUGUACUAUAGAGGAAGUAGCCUGUUUUGAGGCUGUUCUAACGUUAAAGAAAGGAGUUGAAAGUUGUACACCUGUCACUCUAUUCUAGUGUUCAACAUUUCAUCACGUCUUGUUUCAGGGACCAAAGAGAAAGCAGCUUGUUAAAUGGUUACAUUGAAAUGCCGUUGUUAUUGUUCCUCAUUUAUACUGUACUAUGGGACACAAACAGCCAGUUAUUCUUAGUUAAUCAAAUCUAUUCUAAGUUAAAUGCUGUUUUUCACAACAAAGUAACAUGUUGCUUUUAAAUAAUCAAAUGAAAUUUAAAUGUUAUGGUAGCCAUUCCAAUAUCUGGCAUCAUACAUCAUGCACUCCUGAAGUAUUUCCAAUAUUUAAAUGCAGAAAUAUUUGCCUCACAGCCCUGCCAUGGACUGUUUUGUGUUUUGGUCUGCUUGGCUUUCUGGCACAUUAUUUACUUGGGCUGCGGUAGCGCUUUGUAAUCGGUUAUGAAACGCUGAUGGCUGCUGUUCGAUGGGUUGCAAGAAUCUUAACAGCUGCUUGUUGAUGAGUUGCAUUGAGCAAAUUGCUGCUUUGUGGUUGGUCAUGAGAAGGCUGGUGGCUGCUUGUUUUGCUGGUCGCAUUAUCUAUGAACCAAUCAAACUUUAUUUAUAAUACGAACAGUUAAAAUGUGGGUAAAUUAAAUAUGCAAAACAUUAUUAAACAUAGCUAUGUUAUUAUAAUUCUGGGUUGAAUAAAAUCCCUCUCAUAAGUCUAAAUCUAUUAAAAAUACAAUACAAAAUAAAUACAAUGAAAUGUUUCUGAAAAUGUCAAUGAAAAGUAUGUUUUGUAAUUAGUGUACUCAAUAACCAGGAUUCAACUAAUUUCUCAUUUAAACACAACAAAAAUAAUUUCCUCUGUUGGUUGCAGCAGCCUUAAAAAUGAAUCUUUUUUUUUUGUUCUGUUAUCUUUGUCUUUGAUGCUGGAGUUUGUAAUUGCAUUGUUGACAGCACUUUGGUGAGAUCAGGAACAUAAAUAUCAUGUUUAUUGGCUGUUGCUCUCAUCACUCACGGUGACAUUAACCUGCUGUACAAUCACCUAAUUUUUUCCUGAAAAUGGUGCAGUGCUAGACUUCAUUUAGACUAAUGUUACACUAAUCUACAUUGAUUUAUGGGCUUUCCUAGGGCAGUCUUAAAUGGAGUAGAAAAAACACUCAGCUUCAAAUGAGUAAUUCCCAAUGGUUAAGACUUUAGAUGUGGAAUUAAAAUGGUUUUAUAAAAAGGGAGUCGCCAUUAGGGGAGAAAUUGUUUGGAUUUCCAGCAAAAUGAGUUAGUAGAGUUCAGUUAAAGCCAUUAAAUAAGACACAGUGAUAGUAAGAUAAAGUUAUUGAUAAUAUUAAGUACACCUAACCAACACUUAUGCACUAUGAAGAUUAUUAUGUUCUGUUUUGUUAAAACUCUAAGUGUUUUGGAUUUUUGAUUUGAUGACUGCAGUUUGUUGAAUACUGACAGGUGUUUCUAUUAUAUUGUCCACCCAGUUUAUAUCUGUGAGGGUAGCCUAAAUAACAGAAACACCUCUCUGUAUAACGCAAUACAGUUAAACAGCACCACAAACUACAUCCUUCAUUACAACCAUAGAUAGAAAUCCUCUGUGUUAGCUAGGUGUACCUAAUAAUAAAUGGGCAGCUAAAUGCAGGUAUCCUGUAUAUUUAAAUCACCCAGUAAGAUACCAUCACGGUGCGACUGAUGACUGAUCAGAACAUUAGCCAUAAAAGAGGCAAUGUUUUAGGGUCAAAAUAAUGUCUGCCAAGAAGCAAGGCAAGCAAUAACGACAUUAAACAAAAAAAAAAAAACUCUUCAAAGGCAACUCAGAUGAAUGGGAGCAAAUGUCCCAGUAAGAAAGAGACAGACACACUCAUGGUCUUUAAUAAAGUCAUUAAUAUAAAAUGACUUCUCGGAUAUUGCCCUUGGAUUAAAAAGAGCCACGUUUAUUGUAGCUGCACAGUGGAUCAAAGGUAGCUCUCUAUCGGGGAGAAGCACUAGAAAGUGUCAGUGUUGUGUUGGGCAGAAAUAAUUGAGUUUGUGUGCUUAACACUAAUUAGUCAUUUAAGUCGAUGCCCUCAGAGAUGGAUAUUGUCAGAUACGUUUUAGUUUGAAGAGGAUAAGAUCUGGAUAAUGUAAGGAAAUGUAAUCAUGUGACUCAAAAUUUCUAUUAGAAGUGUUUGAGGAGUGUGUAAAGAAAGCCUGCCCAGUGUGUUCACCGUAUGUGAAUCACUAUUUAUAAUUACAUAUACAGAUUUCCUCUCACAGCGGUUACAUGUCAGAUAUAGUCCUGAAACUAAGAGAGCUCAUCAGCGCUGACACAGUUCUUUUAGUAUUCAGUAUCUGCAAAUACAUUUGUGUCUGUUACAGAUACUAUGAGUGAUACUUUCAAUUAGAUGUGGUUAGGUAAUAAUAAACAUCUUCCACUGUGAAAACACGUAUCUGUGGUUCCUCACAGUCAUCACGCCUUAACAGUGGCAUGUUCUUCUGCCAAGAGUACAUAGAGUUAUCAUGUAUAUACUGAAGGCUACAGGGUUUUCUAGGCCCCACAAAAUUAGUAGUAAAAACAUACCGUAUAAAUAAAAAGAUAUGCCAACAACUUUGCCAUUGCUUCCCUUUCAAAACAAAAUAUUUCAAAAUAGUUGUACAAACACUACAAACUGACAUCAAAAUAAAGCUUUAAUAAAAAGCUUUAAUAUCAGUUUCAGCUACGCAGUGGAUGGAGUUAUAUGAAAAAUUCAUAUCUCAUGGGAAAUUAAAACCGAUAUGUAGGUUCAUCCAGUAUAUUGCCCGGCAGUAGUAUGAGUGCAUCUUUUAAAAUUCAGAUUCAAAGGGCUUUAUUGGUACAGCCAUAUUCAUUAAGAAGAAAACGUAUGUAUGUAUGUAUGUAUGUAAUAUUUAACAAGUCAUGAAAUUAAAUAAAGGGGUUUUAAAACUUAACUGCAGCAGAUUUAACUGAACAAAUCUGCAGUAGAAAGACAAAAUAAACAGAAUUUAGUUUUGUGUGUGUGAUUUACCAAAGAACACAAAAACAACAAAAGAAGAGUGCACCAAAUAAUUAUAAAAAAUAAGACAUAAGAACUAGAAAUAAAGAAAUAAACAUAUUAAAAAUGUAUUUUUUUUAUUAUUAACUGCUAACACACCUUUGAAUGACAUUUAAUAAGCAUAAGCACUCAAACCUUGUGUUAGCUAAUGCUCUUAAUGAGUUGCUUGUUACUUUGGUUUCUGUAGUACAGACAGAUCUGUAGAAAUGAAGUGGAUACAUCCUAAUAUAAAGCUCUGUACAAAAUACAGUCUAAUAUCUGUACAUAUUGCCUCUCUGUGGUGUUUUAAAGUUGCCUUGCAAGAUGACUAAACAGAUUUACUCACAUUAGAGCUUGUAUGUAUUAAAGCGACCUUGUAAUAAUAAUAAUAAUAAUAAUAAUAAUAAUAAUAAAAAAUAUAGCACAAUUUUUAGAGAAGGAAUCAAUGAAACGCUUGACUUUUUCUCUGCAUCGUUUAAAUCUGACUGCCGACUGACUCUCUCUGUCUCUCUUCUCGGCCAGUUAUUAACGUUGCUUCUCGUUUGACCUCUGACCUC